AUGUCUCAAUUCACUCCUCAACUCACUGGCGCGCACGCCUUGGUUACCGGUGGUACCAAAGGUAUUGGCAGAGUCAUUGUCGAGACCCUCCUCAGCGAAGGAGUCAAUGUCUCUUAUUGUUCUCGCAACGUUCGGGGCGACGAAUUCGCGAAUUUCAAGAACGCUGCAGCUGAUGCACGCGCUAUUGGAUCAAGCGUUGAUAUCGCCAAUGCUACUUCGAUUCAAGGCUGGGUCGAGUCCGCAGCUAAGGAGUUUGGUAGAAUCGACCUUGUUGUUGCAAAUGCUUGUCCCAAGUUCGUUGAACCCACUGUCGAUCAUUGGGAAAAGAGCUUCCAGGCUGAUGUUCUUGGCCUCAUCAAUCUCAUCAACGCUUCCGCGCCACACCUGGAGAAGCGUAACGGCACUGGCUCCAUCAUCGUCAUCAGUUCCCUGGCUGGAUUUGAAGCCAAGCACCCUGCAAUUGGAGGACCUUACACUACCCUUAAGCGUGCUCAGGCUACUAUUGCAAAGGACUUUGGGCGCUUGCUUGGCCCAAAGGGCGUCCGGGUCAACACCAUCGUUCCAGGAGCUGUUGAUUCGCCUUCGAUUCAACAUCCAGAUGGGACUGUGGAGUUGAGCACAUUUGCACAAAGCAAAAAGGACCAUCCGGAAUUUAUCAAUAUGAUUCUCCAGUCUAUUCCGUUGGGCGAUUUUGGACAGGGUCAGGAUGUUGCAAAUGCUGUGGUGUUCUUGGGCAGUAGACUCGGCAAGUAUAUUCACGGCGUCAAUUUGUAUCUCGAUGGAGGCAUGUCGACUGCGCUCUGA
Molecule: messenger RNA, 804 nt
Organism: Fusarium sp. VM40
Lineage: Eukaryota; Fungi; Ascomycota; Sordariomycetes; Hypocreales; Nectriaceae
Source: the annotation of a GenBank genome assembly